UCUUAAACAUUCAUACAUUCUCUCUCUAUAUCUAGCUAUCUCUAUCUCUUUGGUGAAAGAGAUAAUGGCAGGAUAUGAGAGGAACGAGGAACUUAUCUCCAGAAAUGGUCAUAAACAUGAGGGGAUGGCAAUGGGAGAUAAAUAUGGAGGAUUAGUACCAAAGAAGAAGCCUCUAAUCUCAAAGGAUCAUGAACGUGCUUUCUUUGAUUCAGCAGACUGGGCCUUAUGCAAGCAAGGUGCAGGAAUCAAUGAGAAAUCGACAAUAGAUAUAGAGACUUUGCAGCCCAAACUAGAGAGAACACCUCGUCAACACUUACCCCCGAGACGACCAGCAUGUAUAUCAGGAGGAAACAACCAUGUUGAGUAAGAAGUGUUGAAAGUAAAUAAAAGAAUGUUGGGAGUUGCUAGCGACCCAUAAGUUAAGGAUACAACUUUGCUUUCGGUGUUGAACUAAUGUGUAAUGUACAAGUUUUAAUGCAUGAUAUACAUGUCAAUGCAAUAUAAAGUAUGGUUUUCAUUUCUUUUUCAUUAAUAAAAAAGGUUUUAAUUGAGGAAUGAA
Molecule: messenger RNA, 559 nt
Organism: Helianthus annuus (common sunflower)
Lineage: Eukaryota; Viridiplantae; Streptophyta; Magnoliopsida; Asterales; Asteraceae
Exons: 7
Coding region: 65-367 (100 amino acids)
Source: RefSeq, a predicted model, not a curated record